Messenger RNA from Cyprinus carpio (common carp), 1261 nucleotides. Its product is annotated as calcium/calmodulin-dependent protein kinase II inhibitor 2-like. Gene Ontology annotation, molecular function: protein kinase binding; calcium-dependent protein kinase inhibitor activity. Lineage: Eukaryota; Metazoa; Chordata; Actinopteri; Cypriniformes; Cyprinidae. The record is from RefSeq and is a predicted model, not a curated record. Gene Ontology annotation, biological process: negative regulation of protein kinase activity. The transcript has 3 exons. Bases 265 to 561 code for a protein of 98 amino acids.
GAGAUCGGGCCCUCCCUCGCAGUGACGCAUACAGAAACGACCAAGGAAAUCCCCAAGUGAGAGUUACGACAGACUCUCAGCGCCGUAGAUAGUGGGCAACUUCCUACUCGCGCUGAACGAAGCCAAAUACGUGUGAACCGUGUCCACGCUCCGGACAAAUACAAGGUGUUGUAAACACUAAUUUUGGAACCUGUUUAGGUGGAUUGACAAACAUUUUGUCGGCGUCGCGGAAGUACACAGACAACCGACUUGCGGCCGUUUUUUAUGAAUAGACCUACCGAAGUACAGCAGCAGGAGGACAUGUACGGCAUGGCAGAAAUGCCCGAUCUCAUACCACCGGCAGGUGCAUUACAACCCAGUCCAGUAAUCCCGUACGACCACGGACAGGCAGGGAGGAACAGACCAGACCUCCUGUCCGCCCCACGAAGAAUGCAGCGAGCCCCCAAACUCGGACAGAUCGGGCGGUCUACGAGAGUGGUUAUUGAUGAUGAGGACUUGGAUGAUAUUAUAAACAAUAACAGAGGCUUCCCGGUUUCUCAGAGAGUAUCACCUGUUGCCUGAUGCAUGGUUGACUGUGCCAAAGAGGCCAACACACCAAAGCAGGCCUACAGAAUUGAACUAAAAUCUCCCUCUCACACGUUCUCACUUGACAUCACCUUUCACUGUACAGCUUUUAAAGCUUUCACCAUUUCAAGGUCAAACAAGAGAACUAUGGACUUUGCUUCCUGUUCACUUUAUGCUUGCUCAUCACUUAACUGAUGUCGUGCUUCUGUAGCACUGAAUGGUCCUGUCUGGUUUUCUCAGUUUUUUGAUGUUUCUUUCUUGAUAUGAAGAUCUUGAUGAUCUUUAAUGCAACAGGGCUAUAUUUAUUAAAUUUGCACUUUACUUCAGAAUAAGAAAGCUAACCUCAGCAGGUUGGAUUACUCAUCUCCCAAAGAGGACAUUUUGCUGUCAAACUCAGUUAACCUGUAACGCGCCAUUUGGUGGUUACCUUGACAUUUCUCGGAAUGACACUGGUUACUUGUUAAUUGUAAGGAUCUUUUAUUUAGUCACUGUUUGAAUUUAAAUAAGUACAAUCUUGAACGCAUGCUGAGAUGAACAAUCAAAUCUUCUAAACUGAUCUCAGAUGUAGGUUGAAGUACGUUGCUCAUAAAAAUGCUUUUAACUUCUAAAUGUUUGCAUGGAAAUUAAUGGAUUUUUGUAAAUUGUUUUGGAAGAGUGCAGUGGGCUGGGAGUAAUAAAGUAUGCAUGAGUAACUUUA